ACACAUUGCAUUGUGAUUACAUGAAAGAUUUGCUGAAAUGGUCACAUGUUCAGAAACUACUACAUUUUAAUAGUAAACAGUUGCCCUUGUUUGUUUCUUUGGUUUGCUUGUUUGCUGCUUAGCAUCAGGACACCCACCCCUUGUGUGGGAAAUACACAAUUUUGUGACCCUAUGGGUUGAAACCCAAAAAGUCUGAUGCUUUUUCUCAUUCCUGGCAACCAAGGGAUAGGACCAAAUUGGGUCAAUUGAAUGCCCUUGCCCCUAACUAUGAACAGAUUAGUGUUAUGAAGAAGGAAUAAGAGAUUAGAACCAUGCUGGUAUCCUUCCAUUACCCCAUCAUUUCAGGAUCCAAGUGUUCAGUAGCCAUGGUCCCUUAGCCAGCCUGUACCUUUGGCCAUGGUACCAGCUAACUACUAUCUCUAUGUUCCCAAGUUAUCUGGUAACCAUUCAGGAAAUUAUUUUCCUACUUAAGUAUACAAAAAACAGUGUCAGUUUUCACCUGACGGAUUCAGUCACCUUUCAGAGAUGUAGGAAAACUAUUAGCAGCUGAGGGAUACUGCCAAGGCCAGUGUCUGGGCUCUGCAGUUUUCUAACUUGUUAUAUUGGGUCACCCCACUAAGCAGGAGAGCAGCGACUCCAUCUGACUUAAUCAUUAUGGGAUGGCCAGCUCCCAGCUCCAUGCCCUGGGCAAACAGACAUUCAGUGUCUGUUUAUUUGACUUUGACUUGAUUGAAGAAAACAGUAACACUGAACUCUAGGUUUGCUCAGUAUCUGUUACAGAUUUCUUGAUCCUGAUUGCUUUUAGUCUAAUUUUUUUUUUAGCAAGAAAGAACUAAGAAUGAUGACACUAGGCUUUAAAUGCAGGUAAACAGGAGGCUGAGUUUUUUGCAUAAGCAGAAAUGAGGAAGUCAAGAGGAAGAGAUUAAAUUCUGUUGUAAUAAAUUGAAUCUGCUAAAUGCCAUGGCUUUUUAAUUUUCUUAAUCACAAGUUAAACCGGUUAUAUUGCUGCCUAGAUGGCUAUAUAUUUGUUUAAAAGUACAGCAGUCCCUCCUACUGGACUUUGAUCCUGCAAAAACAACUGUUACCUAACUCACCCUCAGACUGUCACUGGAACACCUGCAUGAAGAAUAUUCUUUCAUUUUUUAAAAAAGGUUUUGCAUAUAUAUGAUUUAAGCUUUCAGAAUGAUUAGAAAACUUUUUAUUCCUCUACUUUUGUUGCUUGUGACUAUAGAAGAAGCAAGGUUAUCAUCUCUCAGUUUUCUGAACAUAGAGAAGACUGAAAUACUAUUUUUCACAAAGACUGAAGAGACCAUCAUUGUAAAUUCAAGCUACAAAGAUAGACGGCCUAAUUCCAGCUACCUCUUUGUAAAAAUAGAAGAUCCUAAAAUGCUGCAAAUGGUGAAUGUGAUCAAGAAGAUCUCAUCAGAUGGUACAAACUUUACCAUAAAUCUGGUGACUGAUGAAGAAGGAGAAACAAAUGUGACUAUUCAACUGUGGGAUUUUGAAGGUAGGCAAAAAAGACUCAUUGAAGAAAUCAAGAAUGUGAAAGUCAAAGUGCUUAAACAAAACGGCGGUCUUCUCCAGGCAUCAAUGCAUAUUGAUAGAAAUAUCCUAAUGCUUAUUUUACCACUAAUACUAUUGAAUAAGUGUGCAUUUGGUUGCAAGAUUGAAUUACAGGUGUUUCAAACAAUAUGGAAGAGACCUUUGCCAGUAAUUCUUGGGGCAGUCACACAGUUUUUUCUGAUGCCAUUUUGUGGAUUUCUUUUGUCUCAGAUUGUGGCAUUGCCUGAGGCACAAGCUUUUGGAUUUGUAAUGACCUGCACAUGCCCAGGAGGGGGUGGGGGCUAUCUCUUUGCUCUGCUUCUAGAUGGAGAUUUCACAUUGGCCAUUUUGAUGACUUGCACAUCAACAUUAUUGGCUCUGAUCACGAUGCCUGUCAAUUCUUACAUAUACAGUAAGAUAUUAGGGUUGUCAGGUACAUUUCAUAUUCCUGUUUCUAAAAUUGUGUCAACACUUCUUUUCAUACUUGUACCGGUAUCAAUUGGAAUAGUCAUCAAACGUAGAAUGCCCGAAAGAGCAAACUUCUUGGAGAGAAUAAUUAGACCUCUGAGUUUUAUUUUAAUGUUCGUAGGAAUUUAUUUGACUUUCAGAGUGGGAUUAAUAUUUUUAAAAACAGAUAACCUCAAGGUGCUUCUGUUGGGUCUCUUAGUUCCUGCUUUGGGUUUGCUGUUUGGGUACUCCUUUGCUAAAGUUUGUAUGCUGCCUCUUCCUGUUUGUAAAACCGUUGCUAUCGAAAGUGGGAUGUUAAAUAGUUUCUUAGCUCUGGCCAUUAUUCAGCUGUCUUUUCCACAGUCCAAGGCCAAUUUAGCGUCUGUGGCUCCUUUUACAGUAGCCAUGUGUUCUGGAUGUGAAAUGUUACUAAUCAUUCUAGUUUACAAGGCUAAGAAAAGAUGUAUGUUUUUCUUACAAGAUAAAAGGAAAAGAAAUACCCUAGUCUAACAAUUAAAGCAUUACUGAAUUCCUACCCUGGGUAAGGCACCAU
This is a messenger RNA of Saimiri boliviensis boliviensis (Bolivian squirrel monkey), 2542 nucleotides long. Lineage: Eukaryota; Metazoa; Chordata; Mammalia; Primates; Cebidae. The record is from RefSeq and is a predicted model, not a curated record.